Messenger RNA from Humulus lupulus (European hop), 729 nucleotides. RefSeq lists its product as uncharacterized. Bases 1 to 729 code for a protein of 242 amino acids. The transcript has a single exon. The record is from RefSeq and is a predicted model, not a curated record. NCBI's taxonomy places the organism in Eukaryota, Viridiplantae, Streptophyta, Magnoliopsida, Rosales, Cannabaceae.
AUGUUCUCAAAGGUAGACCUGAGGUUGGGAUACCACCAAUUAAGGGUGAAGGAAGGGGACAUUCCAAAUAUAGCAUUUUAUACUAGGUACGACCAUUAUGAAUUUUUGGUGAUAUCUGUUGGACUUACUAAUGCCCCUGUGACAUUUAUGGACCUCAUGAACAAAAACUUCAAGGACUACUUGGAUAAGUUCGUGAUAGUAUUCAUAAUAGACAUUCUAAUUUAUUCGCGAACUGAAGAGGAACACGAAGAACAUCUAAUAUUGACACUACAAAGGUUGAGGGAACAUCAACUAUACGCGAAAUUCAAGAAGUGUGAAUUUUGGAUAACUCAAGUGGAAUUCUUAGGACACAUUGUUGGUAAGGAUGGAAUUAAGGUGGACCUAGUAAAGAUUGAAGCCGUAAAAGAUUGGACACAACCAAAGAAUGCUUCGAAGGUGAGAAGUUUUCUUAGGUUGGCAGGGUAUUACCGAAAAUUCGUAGAAGGGUUUUCUAAACAUGCUACGCCUUUGACAGAACUGACCAGAAAGGGUAUCAAGUUCGUAUGGACUAGGGGUUGUGAACAGAGUUUUCAAGAGUUGAAAGAUAGACUUAUCACGACACCUGUAUUAAGUCUACCCACAGAUAAUGAGAAAUUUGUGGUAUAUUGUGAUGCGUCGAAGCAGGGACUAGGGUGCUUAUUGAUGCAAGUAGAAAAGGUGAUAGCAUAUGCAUCUAGGCAGUUGAAAUAA